GUCGCCGCCACCGCCACCGCCACCGCCACCGCCGUCCCAGGCGGAGGCGGACAGCGCCGAGCUGGACCCGGACGACCCGGUGCUGGCACUCACUGAGGUCGACCUGUGCCUGCGCAAGCGGUUCAACACGACACGGAGGCCGAAGAACAACAGCCGCGAAAUCCUAGAGCAGAUCUCGGAGCGGGUCAGCGACAACAUGCCGAUCCGUACGAAGAUGAUGAUGAAGGACCUCAUCUACUGGAACCCCGAUACGGAGGCCAUGUCCAACAGCAAGGAGAAGCCAGCCAGGAGGGGGCGCACUCGUCGGGACAGCGCGAGCAGUGUGACGUCGAGCCGGACGGACGCGACGGCCGAAGACUCGGCGUCACAGAGACCGGACGACCCGGAACCGGAUCCGGAGUUGGAGCCGGAGCCGGAUCCGGAGCCGACGCCGGCUGACGAGGAGGAGCCCGAGGAUGCCAUGCCCGUGCCGCAGCUCAAAGUCGGCCCCGACGGCAGCAUCGUCGUGGACGAGCAGUCACUGGUGGUCAAGACAAGCCAGCAGCGGCAGCGCGAUCAGGAGCUGUCGUCGGAGCUGGUGCGGGACCUCACGGGCUCGCGCAUCUCCUUCAACGGCUACCGGCAGCGGCGCCAGAUCAACGAGUGGAGCAUCAAAGAGACGGCCCGGUUCUACAAGGCGCUGAGCACAGUCGGCACCGACUUCUCCAUCAUGCAGCAGCUCUUUCCCAAGCGGAGUCGCGUGGACCUCAAGAAGAAGUUCAAGAAGGAGGAGCGCAAGAACCCCCACUUGGUGGAGCGGGCGCUCACAGAGGACAUGCAGUACGACCUCACCAUCUUCGACAACGACGUCUGGGAGAGCACCGUGGAGCAGUGCAAGUCGACGGCACAGAGCCAGCGCAGCGCGGCGCGGGCCGAGCGGCGAGAGGUGCGGGCCAAAGACGUCACGGCGCUGCGACAGGAGAAAGCGACCGUGCGUCGUCCGCCCAGAGCCAUCAAGGCCGAGGAGUCCAGCGCCGCCGCCGACAUGCUGGAGAGUAUGGCCGGCGAACCGCGCCGUGCGCGCCGGCCACCGCCGGGCCGCCUGCCGGCAGGCGUCAACCCGCAGAACCUGCUCAUCAUCGCGUCGCCGUCGCCCGACCGGCCCGACGGCCAGGUGCUGCAUGUGUACAUGAUCCAGCCGCCGCCCGGUCAGCCAUCCGAGGUCAACGUCACGCUGCAGCACGCGCCGCCCGUCGCCGCCGACCAGGAUGCGACACAGAGCAAGCUCCAGCCGCCGGCGAAGGCGAGGCAGUAG
Pollicipes pollicipes is the source of this 1294-nucleotide messenger RNA. RefSeq names its product transcription factor TFIIIB component B'' homolog. The record is from RefSeq and is a predicted model, not a curated record. Bases 197 to 1294 code for a protein of 365 amino acids. Gene Ontology annotation, molecular function: TFIIIC-class transcription factor complex binding. Gene Ontology annotation, cellular component: transcription factor TFIIIB complex. NCBI's taxonomy places the organism in Eukaryota, Metazoa, Arthropoda, Thecostraca, Pollicipedomorpha, Pollicipedidae. Gene Ontology annotation, biological process: RNA polymerase III preinitiation complex assembly. The transcript is spliced from 9 exons.